Messenger RNA from Cuculus canorus (common cuckoo), 3792 nucleotides. It is a transcript of the gene ACOD1, whose product is annotated as aconitate decarboxylase 1. Bases 77 to 1465 code for a protein of 462 amino acids. The record is from RefSeq and is a predicted model, not a curated record. The transcript is spliced from 5 exons. Gene Ontology annotation, molecular function: lyase activity. NCBI's taxonomy places the organism in Eukaryota, Metazoa, Chordata, Aves, Cuculiformes, Cuculidae.
GAGAAAGUGAUUUCCCUGCUUGCUGUCUGCCACUCAUUUGCUGCAUCUCUUUGGGACCACACACCAACUCUCCAAGAUGUGGGCAAAGACAAUUACAGGAAAUUUUGCCAAUGUAAUUCAUGGUUUGAAUGCAAACCACUUGACAGAUCAAGUUAUUCAGAGAAGCAAGCGAAUGAUUCUGGAUACUCUUGGAGUGGGGCUUCUGGGUACCAGAACCGAGGUCUGCCACAAAGUGACACAGUACAGCAAGAUCUACAGCUCAGAUACAUCCAGCACCAUCUGGGGCCACUUGGAUUUCCAACUGCCUCCUCUGUAUGCAGCUUUUGUGAAUGGAGUGGCUGUGCACUCAAUGGAUUUUGAUGAUACGUGGCACCCAGCCACACACCCAUCUGGAGCCAUCCUCCCUGCUGUGAUUGCACUCUCAGAGGCCUUUCCUCAGAAGAAAAAAAUCUCAGGUCUUGAUCUGCUCUUAGCUUUCAAUGUGGGAAUUGAAGUGCAAGGCAGGCUGCUGCGCUUCUCCAGCGAAGCCAGGAAUAUUCCAAAAAGGUUUCACCCACCAACUGUGGUUGGUACGAUGGGAAGUGCAGCAGCUUGUGCUAAACUGCUAGCUUUUGACCGGCUGAAAUGUAAAAACACUUUGGCUAUUGCUGCCUCUUAUGCGGGUGCCCCACUGGCUAAUGCAGCAACCCAAACAAAGCCCCUCCACGUUGGCAAUGCUGCCAAGCACGGACUGGAAGCAGCCUGCUUAGCAUCCCAGGGCCUUCAAGGAAACAAACAGAUCUUGGACAUGGAGUCAGGGAUAGGUGCCUUUUACACAGAUUACAACCCACAGACUCUGCCAAACUUGCAGUCCUAUCCCUGGCUGUUAGACCAACAAGACGUGGCCAUCAAACGCUUUCCUGCUCAUCUUGGAACACACUGGGUGGCAGAUGCAGCAUCUUCUGUUAGAAGGAAGCUUGUAGAGAGCUGUGACAACUUGCUCCCUCUUGAUAAAAUUGAAAAAGUCAUUCUGAAAGUCCCAGAAGUCAAAUAUGUGAACAGACCCAGCCCUACCUCAGAGCAUGAAGCUCGACACUCCUUCCAGUUUGUUGCAUGCUCUGCUUUGCUGGAUGGCAGCAUGUCAGUCCAGUCCUUUGCCAACGAGAACAUUCACCGGCCAGCCUUACGGGAGCUCCUUGGCAAAACACAGCUGGAGCACCCUACAGAUAAUACACCCAGCUUUGAAAGCCUUUACUGUGAGGUGUGUGUCACACUUCGGGAUGGCACUACAAUCAGCGACCGCUGUGAUACAUUCUAUGGACACUGGAGGAAACCUCUGAAAAAGGAGGACUUGGAGAAAAAGUUUCAAUCCAAUGCUUCCAGCGUCCUGCCUGCAGAAGCCACAGAACGCAUUAUAGAGACCGUGUACAACCUGGAAAAAGUAGAGGAUUGUUCUGUGUUAAGUACAUUUUUAUCGGGACAGUGAGCUAGAGCGCUUUUGGAGGAGCUGUGCUUCCUUUAAGUGUUCCAACUAACAGCUAGACACUGUUCACAAGGCAAACACAAAAUUCAGGUCAAUCUCUUAUUUAGUGACUCAAGCACCUUUAAAUCGGACUCUUCUAACACAAGCACCAUGCUUAGUCCAAUAUUGUGGGUUUGACUAAGUAAAUAACUUAGCAAUUAUGUGCACGGCUCAGUCAGGCUGAACAGAAGAUCCUUUGUUGACACAGUCAACUUUAAUUAUCCAUAUACCUCUAGAGGCAGAGUAGUGCUUGUGUAUGACACAAAAAUUGCCUACUCUUCUGCCAAAAAAUAAGGUCUUUAUGUUCUGUUUCUGGUAAAUAAUUCCAUAAAGAAAAUCCACAUUUUGAAGGAGUAUGGAAAUGUCAUAUCUGUGAGAAACACCACUGUGAGAAGGACAGAGAAUAAAAGCCUUUAUAUAUUUAUUUCUAUACGUUUAGCUCUAAAGCCUCCUUGAAGAGGCCAUCUCUUAUAUCCCAGCUUUGAUGUUUAUGCUAAUAUAAAGAUGGAGUACAAACAGAAUAGUAGCACUUGAUACAUCAGGCUUUGCUGUGAUGAUUGAUCUUGCAUUGACAAGGUAAAUGUUAGCACCCUUCCUGAUCGUGCCAGCUAAGCAACAGGGACAACUCAACACUCCUCAGCACAAAAGUGUUAUUUCCCAGUUCUGUCUCUUGGCUACUGUGUGGUGCAGGUUUAUUCCUGCUGUAUUCUUGAUCCAGUUACAAGGACACUCACUCAACAUGACUUAAUUAGCACUAAUUAGGAACAACACAGUUAGAUUACUUCAGGCACUGCAAAGCAUGAGCUACAGUACCCUCAUUAUGACUGCCAGAGACCUGUGAGGACCGGAACACUUUCUUGUGCUGAGACAAUUAAGCAUCCACAGUGACAAUCAACUUUCCUUGAUCAUGAACUCUGGGGAAUUUUAGUUCCUUCAUGAGAACAAAGCCUUGCAGAUUGUUCUUCUAAGAGAGGCUGAUGACCUUUGCUCACAUUUAUAAGAUCAAAGCACAUCUUCUAGCAUACAUAAAAUGUAUCUUCCUUGGAGCAUUAAAACAUGUACGCAAAAAGUCACAAAAUAAAGUUUAUCCACCUUACUAGCUUGUGCUGCUUUUGGCUAGGAUAGACUUAAUUUUCUUCCUAGUAGCUCGUAUGGGGCCACAUUUUAGAUUUGUGCUGGAAAAAGGGUUGAUAAUACAGGGAUGUUUUGGCUGUUGCUAACUAGGGCUUACACAGAGUCAAAGACUUUUCUGCUGCUCAACCUACCAGCAGAGCAGGUAGGUUGCACAAGAAGUUGGGAGGGGACCCAGCUGACCCUAACUGACAAAAGGCAUAUUCCUCACUGAAGGACAUCAUGCUCAGCUGUGGUGGGUUGACCCCAGCUGGACACCAGGUACUCACUAAAGCUGCUCUACCAUUCCCCCUUCUCAGCUGGACGGGGGAGAGAAAAUACAUCAAAGUGCUCAUGGGUUGAGAUAAGGACAGAAAGAUCACUCACCCAUUACCACUACCGGCAAACCAAACUAGACUUUGGAAAAAAAAAAUAUUACCAAUCAAAUCAGAGUAGGAUAAUGAGAAAUAACUAAAUCUUAAAACAUCUCCCCCUCAACUAGCCCUUCUUCCUGGGCUUAGCUUUACUCAUGAGUUCUUUACCUCCUUCCCCAGGCAGCACAGGGCAACAAGAGGUGGGUGUUUUGGUCAAUUCAUUAAACAUUGUCUCUGCCACUCCUUCCUCUUCAGGAGGAGGACUACUCACGCUUGUCCCCUGCUCAAGCAUGGGGUCACUCCCAUGGGAGACAGCCCUCCAUGAAUUUUUCUAAGGUGAGUCCUUCCCACAGGCUACAGUUCUCCCUUCCCACACAGCGCAGUCCUUGAGGAACAGACUGCUCCAGCACGUGUGUGUGUGUCCCCAGGGUCACAGGUGCUGCCAGCAACCCUUCUCCAGCAUGGGCUCCUCUCUCCUCAGGUCCUGCCAAGAAUCUCCUCCAGUGUGGGCUUUCCACAGAGCUACAGCCUCCUUCAGGUAGCCACCUGCUUCAGCAUGAGGUCCUCCACGUGCUGCAGGUGGAUAUCUACUCCACCGUUAACCUCCAUGGGCUGCAGGGGGACAGCCUGUCUCACCACGAUCUGCACCACAAGCAGCAGGGGAAUCUCCACUCUAGCACCUGGAGCACCUCCUCCUCUUCCUUCACUGACCUUUGUGUCUGCAGUUGUUUCUCUCACAUAUUCUCACUACUCUCUCUGUCUGCAGUUGCUGAUGUCUAGGUUUUUCUCCCUCAUUUUUAAAUAUGU